GUGCUGGCGGUGGCGGCAUGGCGGCCCGCGCGGGCCCGGCCUCACGCCGCGGCCGGCCCACCUCAUCCCCGGCCCGCAAGCGGCUGAACCCGCUGAGGACGGUGGUGGCGUGGAGGGGCCGGGCGGAGUGGGACCAGGUGAUGGUGGGGCUCUACUGCGGGGACAGCCGGCUGCAGCAGGACGCGCUGGACCGCGUCUCGGCGUGGAAGAGCCGGUAUGGUCCAAAAAUGCCUCUUGCAGUGGACUGCACGGCAGAACUGAUUUGCUGUAAGGUCCUCGAUUCAUCUGGCAGAUUGAAAUCACAUGAGCUCAUCCUUUCUUAUGGGCUUGCACUUGUAAGAUUUGUCAACUUGAUCACAGAAAGGAAACAGAAGAUGGUCAGCAUUUCUCUGAGACAAUUAGCCAGAGAGGUGGACAUCCCUGUGUGGAUUGUGGACCUCCGUCACGAGCUGACGCACGGGAAGCUGCCACGGCUGGCCCUGUGCCGCAAGGGUUGUGAUGUUGUGCUGGACUGGCUACGAAAGAUGUAUUGGAACCGUCAGCUGGGCAAUAACUUGUGUGAAGAAAACGAGUAUGAGGAUGAGGAAGAAGAACAGGAAGAAGUGGAAGCAAAUGAAGUGUUGGACAAUGAUGCAUGGGAGAUUCGAACCCCACAGCAUGAGGCCCAUGAGAAGCACAAGGAAUUCCAUGAAAAAGUCAGAGAUGUUCUGAUAUCUUACAAGAAUGAGCAGUUCCGGGUUAUGCAGACUAUGCCAUCUGUUUCAAAGUCUCAAGAAUUGUGGCUUGAGUCCUCUUCAGAAAUGGACUGGAUUUUGGCUCAGAUCAAAGACCUGACACAGGAAAACAGGGACACAGUGGCUGAAGCUCUUCUCAGUGAUGGUUUUCUCAUCCCAAGCAUGGAUUGUCUGAAGAUGCUAAAUAUCAAGUAUGAAGAAAAUAAAGACGAAUGGCAAUUCAAAAUUCCCUCGAUAUUUUACUGCUUUUGGCAUCCUUUGCUGUCAGGCCUCCUUUCACGAAGUUUUACACAGGUCCUAAUAGAGAAAAUGUUUAUAGAGCUGAAGGAAUGUUCUGACUCUUCAGAACUCCGGCCUCAGUUCUUGAUCAACUGGAUUUCUGAGUUGCUGGCUGGCAUUGCCAAAGUAAAUAAUGGGAAGAAAAAACAACAAUGUAACAAGCAGGUGUCUGCGAGGGACCUGUUCAUCCGUAAAGUUACUUUGCAGUGGAUAAAACUGACUGACAUUUGCUUGCAAGCUCCCUGUUGGGCAACUCCACAUCUUCUUCAGAUGAUCUUUGCAGUCAUGAGACCUCGCUUGUCACGUUCUUCUCGGAAGAAGCUUCUCUAUCUUGUUUCCAUUUACAUAGAAGGAGGAGACCCUUUGUCCAGUCCAGGACUCUCUUCAGACGGCAGUGAACAGCAAAUUUAUACUCUAGAGAACUUACAGUGGAGAGCCAGGCAAGAAAAUCAGGUUAAAAAUCAAGGACAGACUGUAGAGGAACAAGAAGAUGUGCCAGAGGGAGACAAUGGUGCAGAGGAAAUGGAAGAAGAGGAAGAGGAGAUGGUGACUGAAACAAAUCCUUUGGAAGGACUUGAUCAUUCUCGUACCAUGGUGGCCAUUGCUGAGAAAAGGGCAGCACUGCAGGGGUCCCCUUGGCAGAUCACUGCAGAUGAAGUACGAUGGAAAGACUUUCCUCUUGGGAAACUCCCAGGUCAGACAGAUGAUCCUGAUGGUCUCAUGUUGGAUAAUUAUUCUAUGAUGUCCCUGCUUGAUCAGCCAGUGAGGGAUGAGUGGAAGUCUCUCAAUACAAACUCUGCAGAAUUGAAUAUUCCCAUGCCAGGAGGAUUAUUAUGGACCCAGAAUGACUUCCAUAAAAUAAAAAGUGGCCUUCAACUUUUCUGAGACAGCAGCAGAGUGCUCUGUGACUUUUCGUAUUGCACAAGUGGCAUGGAAGAUCUAGUAAUGGUGGUGGGAGAACAGUCACUCCAGGACAAGUUGUUGUUGCUGCAAUUUAUUGAUUUUUACCGUGUAAAAUCAAUGUUUUAUAAAGGUGUUGUGUUUUAAGUUGCAUGUACAGUAACCAUUGUCUUACUUAACCAUUUGAAGUUUGCCGAAUACAGUUAAGAGUACUUUGGAAUCCCUCCAUGUUCCUUAACUUUUUCAUAAAUAAAUACAACUGACAGAAGGCAAA
This is a messenger RNA of Poecile atricapillus (Black-capped chickadee), 2187 nucleotides long. It is a transcript of the gene LAS1L, whose product is annotated as LAS1 like ribosome biogenesis factor. The transcript is spliced from 13 exons. Gene Ontology annotation, biological process: maturation of LSU-rRNA; maturation of 5.8S rRNA. Gene Ontology annotation, cellular component: Las1 complex; preribosome, large subunit precursor. The coding region runs from base 18 to 1898 and encodes 626 amino acids. The record is from RefSeq and is a predicted model, not a curated record. NCBI's taxonomy places the organism in Eukaryota, Metazoa, Chordata, Aves, Passeriformes, Paridae. Gene Ontology annotation, molecular function: endonuclease activity.